Folsomia candida is the source of this 833-nucleotide messenger RNA. RefSeq lists its product as uncharacterized. Lineage: Eukaryota; Metazoa; Arthropoda; Collembola; Entomobryomorpha; Isotomidae. The transcript is spliced from 2 exons. The record is from RefSeq and is a predicted model, not a curated record. Bases 5 to 598 code for a protein of 197 amino acids.
AACAAUGUCGCUUCGACUCUUCGCUUUCGUCACUAUUUUGUCCGUGGCACUCGGUUACGUGCAGGAGUGGACGUUCUACACAGAACCCAACUCCGGGGGGAAUGCAUUCCGAUUCCGAACGCGAGAACCGGAUCUUACCCAACAUCAAUUUUUUCUGAGGGAUGUCAAAUCCUAUUGUUAUCAAGGAUAUUGGUCCGGAUUCAAUGAUACCAAUUUCGUUACGACGCAGACACUCGUGGUGAUAUCUGAUUCAGUCGUUUGCAUAAAUUCCACCCUUCCUUCAUCCAUGUCUCUCAAGCAUUUGGGACCUUUGGAAACAACAACGACUUCUAUUUCAAUUUUUAAUGGAACCAGUCAUUCCGACUUGGGCGGAAUCGAGCGAACUUUUACUGGAUUGGCGGCCAACAAUUUUGGAUUUCUUCCCAAAUACCUCGUUCUCACGGGGGGAUCGAGUUGGACGGCGUUUGACGGGAACGAUUUUUCUGGCAACGCAACCUGCUACUCAUCCUCGCGCUGGGUAGACGGAAUAUACCCAAGAACGCCGAUAAGGUCCGUUGUUCAAGGAUGCGCAGCAAAAUUUGAUAAGGGGGAAAUUUAAUUUGCAAUUGUGCACAAUUUAAAAAUUUUGAUUUGUAAGAUUUAAAUUGCUCAAAUUAUGUGAUAUUUUGAAAUAAUUGGAUUUUGUGAAAUUUUGAAAAAUUUGUUAAAUUAUGUGGAAUUAAAAAAAUCUGCUGUACAUGUAUUCGACCUGAUCAUAGAAUAUUUUUGAAUUAGAGUAACUCAAAAAUAAGACAAAAAUUAUGCUAACAUAGUAUGUAAAAUAAAUCAUACCU